GUUUCUCUCGGGGUCGAAUCAAAUUGUCCGUUCCCAGGAGUUCAUCUCUCUCUCGAGCAGGAAAGAGGGAAAAGAGAAGCAGAAUUACAGUUGAGCGAAAAUGGCGGUUUCCUCCAUCUCCAUCCCCACUCUAAUUCACCAACUAUUCCAUUGCAACGUUCCUCAGUCCUCUACAUCUUCUUCCAGCUCCUUCGCGUUCCCUUCUUCAUUCUCAUUUCCCGCCUCCACGGUCUCCAUCUCGAAGACUCACAACGCACCGUCUCUAUCCAUUUCCCGAGCUUCCUCUUCGUCAUCCUCCUCGUCUUCUUCCUCUCGCAGCAAGAGCAAGACGUCGACGGCGAAGAAGAAGAAGAAGGGCAAGAGUGGCGGCGGAGGCGGGCAUGGCGACUGGAAGGAUUUGGGCUUGAGCGAGGUCGAAGUCGUUGAGCCUCGCGGCGGGGGCCGGGAUUAUGACGACGAAGAUGAUUUUGAUGAUUACGACGAAGCUGGCUCGACUUCCAUUUCGAGGUAUAAUGCUCCGCCGACUACUCCACUCCCGAAUCCUCCCGCUGGCUUUUUCGUAUCCGAGUCCGGCAGGGUUUCGAUGACUUCCGGCAACCGGAUUGCCACCAUUGUUGAUGCUACGAAUAACAAUCCAUUAGAGUGUGUUAUAAGGAGGGUGUUUAGAAGUUCAAGAGGUGCUGAAUGCAUGCUCCUGUGCCCGGUUGAUACACCAGUUCAGAUAUUGAAAAGUACAAAUAUUGAUGGGUGGUCAGCGGUCAGUGAUGAUGAAGUGGAGGCAAUACUUCCAGCUGCAGCAUAUGCUUUGGCCAAGAUAAACAUGCAUCUAGUCCAUAGCGGAUUCUGUUACACAGCAAGAGGAGGAUUUUGUUACUCAGAAGAUGACAUAUUUGAUUUCCGUACAGAUGAUGGAGAAACUGUGGAUGGCUUACCAACAGAGGGUGUUGAAAUCACAUACUUCCAUCUGGAUGGUGCACAUUACAUGAUAUAUACUCCAUCAGAUCCACUCCUUUUUGUCGCAAUUAAGGAUCAAGACGGAGUACUGCAAAUAGCUGAUGAUGAUCUUUUGGAGGACUCGGCUAUCGUGAGUGCAAUUGAUGAGGAGACUGAAUUUAACGCACUGGUGGAGGAAGAAGCUGCUCUUAUGGAAUCUUUGAUGGGCAAAAGCUGAUUGCAAACGUUGCAAACACAUCAACAUGUAAGCAUGCCACUCUUUUACUGAAUUGUUGUCCUGAGUAGUUGCGUAAAUGCGGCCUGCUUCAAAUUUGAAACUGUCUGGGUGGGGUUUCUUAACCGAAAUGAUGAUAGACCAAGACAGUAUGAAUCACAGAAGGCCUAGAAUUGCAUUAAUCGUUUCCUUCAUAUAUUGUACAUGAGGAAGCUUCUUAGCCUGUAAUAUUUGACUGAUUUGUCAUGAACAAUAUUUAGUCUACAAAGAACAUGAAGUAUUUGCACUUUACUAA
Molecule: messenger RNA, 1463 nt
Organism: Linum tenue
Lineage: Eukaryota; Viridiplantae; Streptophyta; Magnoliopsida; Malpighiales; Linaceae
Source: the annotation of a GenBank genome assembly